Molecule: messenger RNA, 4869 nt
Organism: Gadus chalcogrammus (walleye pollock)
Lineage: Eukaryota; Metazoa; Chordata; Actinopteri; Gadiformes; Gadidae
Gene: ogdha
Product: oxoglutarate dehydrogenase a
Exons: 24
Coding region: 814-3960 (1048 amino acids)
Biological process (GO): tricarboxylic acid cycle
Cellular component (GO): oxoglutarate dehydrogenase complex; mitochondrion
Molecular function (GO): oxoglutarate dehydrogenase (succinyl-transferring) activity; thiamine pyrophosphate binding
Source: RefSeq, a predicted model, not a curated record
UAACUAAUAUCUUAACGCUACCCUGCAAGCACGUAGUGGCUAGCUGCACUGGCUAACGGCACCUACAGGAAAGUCAUAACUAAGCGCUUUAGCGGAGACAUUACAUAACACAACGUGAAGGGUUGACCUCUAAUCGACAGUGCAACGGAUUAGACAACGUGUUGAGAUGUGCAUUGCUCCAUCAGCUUUGACCAAACUUUUGUAACGAAUGUGUAAAUGCGUUGUUUUGACAGUCGAGGAAACAUUUUACAGUAUCCAUGUUUCGGUUAAGGACAAAAUGAAUGACAGUUCUCUGGCUCUAUGGAAUGUAGUCGUGGUCCGGGCGGGGUUUUGUUAGCCAGCCAAUGAGGUGGUCGAUAAUCGUCAGUGGGCGGGUCUCUGGCCGCCAGUUGCUCUGAGAAUGUUCUGCUCAGAGAUUCAACAAGGUCAAAACACAGGAGAAUCUAUCGAGAUAAAGGCUGUCUGGGAUAAUAGCCAGACAAAAUGUGUUUUUUUCCUGCACUAUUUAUUUAAUUCGUGUUAAAAUGUGUUGUUACCACGAGUGCUGUUGUUGAGAACAGAAUUGUCAAUUAAUCAUCCAAUCAACCGGUGCUUCUUAAGUUUUUCAAUUACCCUUGGGACUUUUUUGACAUUUGCAAAUUAAGUAAAGUGGACGGAAGGACACCGUGCCGGGUCGAGUGUGGACGUACGAUCUGAACAGCCCUUCCUGUGGGAGCGUCCCCCGUGCUUCCUGCUGAGGCCCUGUAGUGGACUGGUUCCUGGCUGAGCCCCAGGGCUGUGUGUGUUCGGUGCUGUGAGCUUCAGGACUGCUUGAUGCACCGUUUAAGGACUUGCGCGGCGCGGCUACGGCCGCUCACCGCCUCUCAGGCGGCGGCCCAGACGGCUGGCCAGCCGCGCACAAACAUGGCUGCCGCCGCCACUACCGGUGGCACACGGACGUUUCAGCCAAUCAGGUGCUACACGGCGCCGGUGGCCUCGGAGCCGUUCCUCAACGGGACGAGCUCAAACUACGUGGAGGAGAUGUACUUCGCCUGGAUGGAGGACCCCAAGAGUGUGCACAAGUCGUGGGACGUGUUCUUCCGGAACGCCAACGCUGGGGCCCCCCCGGGCGUGGCCUACCAGAGCCCCCUGGGGCUGACGGCGGCAGCGGGGGCGGCCCUGCACCAGGGCUCCCCCAUGGUGGGGGCCCAGCCCAACGUGGAGAAACUAGUGGAGGACCAUCUGGCGGUGCAGUCCCUCAUCAGGGCCUACCAGAUCCGAGGGCACCAUGUGGCCCAGUUGGACCCUCUGGGCAUCAUGGACGCUGAUCUGGACUCGCAUGUUCCUACUGACAUUAUCACUUCGUCGGACAAGCUGGACCUGGCUGUGUUCAAGGACAAGCGGGGAUUUCUAACGGUGGAGGUAGGAGGUUUCUAUGGUCUGAAUGAGUCUGACCUGGACAAGGUGUUCCGUCUGCCCACCACCACAUUCAUCGGUGGCUCUGAGACCGCCCUCCCGCUGAAGGACAUCAUACAACGUCUGGAGAUGGCAUACUGCCAGCACAUCGGCGUGGAGUUCAUGUUCAUCAACGACCUGGAGCAGUGCCAGUGGAUCCGCCAGAAGUUUGAGACCCCGGGCAUCAUGCAGUUCACUCCUGAGGAGAAGAGGACCCUGCUGGCCCGCACGGUCCGCUCCACCAGGUUUGAAGAGUUCCUCCAGAGGAAGUGGUCUUCGGAGAAGCGCUUUGGUCUGGAAGGCUGUGAGUCUCUGAUCCCUGCUCUCAAAACCCUCAUCGACAAUUCAUCUGCUUACGGAGUGGAGAACGUCAUCCUGGGGAUGCCCCACAGGGGUCGUCUGAAUGUGUUGGCCAACGUGAUCCGUAAAGAGCUGGAGCAGAUCUUCUGCCAGUUUGACUCUAAAAUGGAGGCUGCUGAUGAGGGCUCAGGUGAUGUCAAGUACCAUCUGGGUAUGUACCAUCGGCGCAUCAACCGCGUGACGGACCGGAACAUCACCCUAUCACUGGUGGCUAACCCCUCACAUCUGGAGGCGGUGGACCCAGUGGUGCAGGGGAAGUGCAAGGCGGAGCAGUUCUACUGCGGAGACACGGAGGGGAACCGGGUGAUGUCCAUCCUCAUGCACGGUGACGCAGCGUUUGCUGGCCAGGGUAUUGUGUACGAGACCUUCGUCCUGUCUGACCUGCCGUCCUACACCACGCAGGGAACUGUGCACGUGGUGGUCAACAACCAGAUUGGUUUCACCACAGAUCCCCGCGUGGCGCGCUCCUCGCCCUACCCCACGGACGUGGCCCGCGUGGUCAACGCCCCCAUCUUCCACGUGAACGCUGACGAUGCCGAGGCCGUCAUGUACGUCUGCAAGGUGGCGGCCGAGUGGAGAGCCACCUUCCACAAGGACGUGGUGGUGGACCUGGUUUGUUACAGGCGCAUGGGUCACAACGAGAUGGACGAGCCCAUGUUCACCCAGCCUCUGAUGUACAAGCAGAUCAAGAAGCAGAAGGGAGUUCUGCUCAAAUACGCAGAGAAGCUCAUCGCAGAGGGAGUUGUCACCAGGCAGGAGUAUGAGGAGGAGAUAGCAAAGUAUGACAAGAUCUGUGAGGAGGCUUAUACACGCUCCAAAGACGAGAAGAUUCUCCACAUCAAGCACUGGCUGGACUCUCCCUGGCCCGGUUUCUUCACGUUGGACGGCCAGCCUAAAUCUAUGACCUGUCCCUCAACGGGCCUGAGUGAAGAGGACCUGAACCACAUCGGACAGGUGGCCUCCUCCGUGCCUGUGGACGACUUCACCAUCCACGGGGGUCUGAGUCGCAUCCUGAAGGGUCGAGGUACGAUGGUGCAGAACCGCACCGUGGACUGGGCUCUGGGAGAGUACAUGGCCUUUGGCUCCCUGCUCAGAGAGGGAACCCAUGUCAGACUCUCUGGACAGGAUGUGGAACGAGGCACCUUCAGUCAUCGGCACCAUGUCCUCCAUGACCAGAACGUGGACAAGAGGAUCUGUAUCCCCAUGAACCACAUGUCUCCAGACCAGGCGCCCUACACCGUGUGCAACAGCUGUCUGUCAGAGUAUGGAGUCCUCGGUUUUGAGCUGGGCUUCGCCAUGGCCAGCCCCAACGCCCUGGUUCUGUGGGAGGCCCAGUUCGGGGACUUCCACAACACAGCCCAGUGCAUCAUUGACCAGUUCAUCUGCCCCGGCCAGGCCAAGUGGGUCAGGCAGAACGGCAUCGUCCUGCUGCUGCCCCACGGCAUGGAGGGAAUGGGCCCGGAACAUUCUUCAGCCCGUCCAGAGAGGUUCCUGCAGAUGUGCAAUGAUGACCCUGAUGUCAUGCCUACCAUGAAAGAGGACUUUGCAGUGAGGCAGCUGUUCGACUGCAACUGGAUCGUGGUCAACUGUUCCAAUCCUGCAAACUUCUUCCACGUCCUCCGCAGACAGAUCCAUGCUCCCUUCAGAAAACCUCUGAUUGUAUUCACGCCCAAGUCCCUCCUCCGUCACCCCGACGCCCGCUCCAGCUUUGACGACAUGUUGCCUGGUACCGAGUUCAAGAGGCUCAUCGUUGAGGAGGGCGCCGCGGCAGGGAACCCCCAGGGGGUGAAGAGGGUCAUCUUCUGCACGGGGAAGGUCUACUACGAGCUGGUCAAGGAGCGCAAGGCCCGCGGCAUGGAGGACACCGUGGCCAUCGCCCGCAUCGAGCAGCUGUCUCCGUUCCCCUUCGACUUGGUCCGGUCCGAGUUUGAGAAGUACGCCAACGCCGACCUGGUCUGGUGCCAGGAGGAGCACAAGAACCAGGGUUACUAUGACUACGUCAAGCCCCGCAUCAGGACCACCAUCGAGCGCGCCAAGCCUGUCUGGUAUGCUGGCAGAGACCCGGCCGCUGCCCCGGCCACCGGGAACAAAAACACUCACCUGACGGAGCUGCGUCGCUUCCUGGACACCGCCUUCGGCCUGGAUGCUUUCAAAGAUCAGCAGUGACCCCACCCCUAGUCUAGAUCACCAAACCUUUCCCCAACGCCUCCUCCUCCUCUACACGUCCCUCAUUCCCUCCAUGCGCGUCAUAAGCAGCUUUACUCUCCCCUGUCGUCCCUGCUCAGAUCUUGUGCUGCCGGCUUGUUUUCGGGGUCAUUUUGGUUCUCAGCCUGCCGUCCGCACACAGGGGACUGGCUGUGCUCCCUGAUCCCUGAUCUGUUUACUCCUCAGUCACUCAUCAUUGUCAUCACUCACAACAGAACCACUCCUCUCCCUCCAACGCGGUGUCUAGAAAUAAAACACGACAACCUUCAGAGUAAAAAAAAAAAAAAAAAGGCAUUUAAAUUCUUUGGAAAUGGGUGUGUGUUUUUUUUAAAACAGUGAUCACCCCGGCAACAGGUUGUUGUUGUUGUUUUUUUUGCCUAGCGGCAUUUCGACGGGAAGCAAGAAAAUGGGCUGACGACGACAUUGUUGUCUUGAUAAACACAACCAAAUCUAUGGCUUGGUUAUUUUUGCUACUUCUUUCUCUCUUCUCUUUUUACUCAUCACUCAUCUUUCUGUCUUGCUUUUAUCUUGUGCCAAAAAUAAGUUGAGUUUAAUUCUGCAACUGAAGGAAGGUUCUGCUUCAUACAGGAACCACCCAGAGGAAGAAAGGAAAUGGUUUGAGUGGGACGUCAAAUGAUUUAUUUAUUUUCAUAAAAGGGGAAAACUAUCUCUAUAUUGUGUUACGUUGCUUCUUUCAUUAAAGGAAAUCUCCUGGCUUCGGUGUCCUCUUUCUGCAUUUAUUUUGACGUCAUCCCACCUGGAAUUUAUUCUGUCCCGUUUCAAUUAAUGGUUACACUGGUCUGUAAAUGUACUGAUUUGUUGCGAUAUUUGAGAAGCCAUUUGCCACUGUUGUUGACCAUGUAUGAUCCU